Messenger RNA from Myxozyma melibiosi, 1430 nucleotides. Its product is annotated as aflatoxin B1-aldehyde reductase. The coding region runs from base 174 to 1187 and encodes 337 amino acids. Lineage: Eukaryota; Fungi; Ascomycota; Lipomycetes; Lipomycetales; Lipomycetaceae. The record is from RefSeq and is a predicted model, not a curated record. Gene Ontology annotation, molecular function: oxidoreductase activity. The transcript has 2 exons.
AAAGAAAUGGUUGCUGGCUGCCAACGACUAACUCGCUUUAGGUUCUCGGACCAACCGCUCGACCAUCUCCCACUUAUCUUCCCAUCCUUUCCCGAUUGCUCCGUGUUUUCAAUUGCCGCUCAGAAACAUAUCAAUCAAUUGAACAGAGUCAAUUCAGCUGAUAUCAAUUCACAAUGGCUUGCCGUGUUAUCUUGGGAAUGAUGACCUUUGGUCCCCCCUCCUCUGUCACUGCGCGCAUCACCACAAUCGAGGCUACGAAAGAGAUUUUCAGCUACCUCAAGCAGAAGGGGUACAAUGAGAUCGACACCGCCCGCGUGUACACCGAUGGUCUCCAGGAGGCUUUCUCCGCCGAGGCCGGCUACAAGACCGAGUUUGGCUUCGACACCGCGACCAAGAUGUAUCCCAACAACGGAGGCGAGCACUCUGCCGCCAAUCUGCCGACCUACGUCAACAAGAGUCUGAGCGAGCUCAAGACCGACUGCGUCGAGAUCUUCUACCUGCAUGCUGCCGAUCGUACCGUGCCGUUGCUCGAGACGCUGCAGACCACCGAUAAGCUCUACAAAGAAGGCAAGUUCAAGAUGCUCGGAAUCUCAAACUACACCGCGUACGAAGUUGCCGAGAUUAUGACUCUUUGCAAGGUCUACAACCUCGUGCGUCCCAAGAUCUACCAAGGUCGUUAUAACUGCGUCACGCGCGAUGUCGAGGAAGAACUCUUCCCGGCUCUGAGACACUACGGUCUUGAUUUCGUGUGCUACAACCCCAUUGCUGGCGGCCUUUUGUCUGGAAAGUACAACAAGGCUGUCGAUGUUCCCUCAGAGGGACGUUUUUCGUCCAACAGACAGGGAAGCCUCUAUCGUACUCGCUACUUCAGAGACGUCUACUGGGAUGCUUUGGACAUGAUCCAGCCCGUGGCCGAGAAGCACAACCUGACUGUUUUCGAGGUCGCCCUGCGCUGGAUGGUUCACCAUUCUGCUCUCAAGCUCGGUCCUGCCAAGGGACAGACCGGCGAUGGUAUCAUCAUCGGCGUGAGCUCGCUCGAGCAGUUGAAGUCGAACCUGGCGGCUAUCGAGUCUGGGCCCUUGCCGGAUGAGGUUGUCGCAGUUCUGGAUAAGGCUGCUAAGCAUGUCAGAUCUGACUCGCCGCAUUACUGGCAUGGAGAACUGAACUACUCGUAUAAGUGGGAAUAGAGAGAUUAUUGGGUUGCUGAGGUCGCUGGCGAUGGUGUUUGCUGAUGUUGACGUGAAAAGCGGCUGGUCCUCUGUUAUUUGAGUUGAAUGAGAUCUAUUUAAAACUGUCAUUAUCUUUUCUAUCAAUACAGUAAACAAUCCUAAGAAAUGGAUAUCGGAGCACUGAACAUAGAAAAACAGUAUUGUAGCCAUUUGAUAUCACGUGACCAACCCCAGCCCCGAACCCAACUGGCGACGCGCGAA